AUGCUCAAACGCCAAACGACAGAUGAGACACACUCCCCGGCGAGCGAUAUGAGUAUCAUGCCCAAACGUCAAAAGAUAGGCGAGACACACACUCCGCCAAGUGACAGAUUGGCCGCGCCCUCAGAAAAGCCCGGUUUCACAUUGAGAAUAUUAAACAUUUCUACGACGAUAUCUAAAGACCAAUUUUUGAAAAUCCUCAACAGCCUGCCCAGUGAAACCCCACCGAAUGAACAAAACGUGCUGGGGUGGUCGCUUACGCCAUCAGCAGUAUCUGCUGAUGCCUUAGCUAGAUCAUCCCAAGUGGCGACUGUAACAUUCCAUUCAGCUCCACCCAGCCUCCGAUACUCGCCGGUCUCAAGGACUCUCGAUCUGCUUGGAGACACCAUUGUAGAUUAUAAUUUUUUCGGUAUGACACCCUUAAGUAAUCCGGCAAGAGCAGUGGUUGAUAUUAUCGCUAUCACUGGCCUAGCAGGGCAUGCGUUUGGGUCAUGGAAAUCACGCAGUACCAACACCAUGUGGCUUAGGGAUUUGCUCCCAAAGCAUGCCCCCAAUGCCCGUAUCCUGACCUACGGCUAUGACUCAACCCUCCUGAAUAACAAAUCGAAUGCUUCCAUCCAUGAGUUCUCUGAAUUAUUUUUCCAAGCUCUUGCCACAGUAAGAGCUUCCGAAGAGGAGAAAUCUCGACCUAUUAUAUUUAUCGCUCACAGCCUUGGCGGCCUUGUGAUCAAACAUGUACUCUGUAACUAUCGAUCCGUACUAGUAUCUUGCGUUGCGCUUCUUCUCUUCGGAGUGCCCCACCAUGGCCUUAAUGUGGAAGCGCUCAUGUCCAUGGUGAAGGCUCAACCAAAUGCAAAACUACUUGAAGACCUCGAUGAGUCAUCAAGCUUUCUCAGCCUUCUUGAGCAAUUCUGGAAAUCACAGAAAACAGGCGGUAUCAAGAUUAUUUCGAUAUAUGAGACAAUGCCAACGCCAACUGUCGAGGAGACGGCACAGGGCUGGAAACGAAGCGGCCGAGAGGCUAUGAUGGUGAAAAAGCAUUCAGCGACCGCCGCUAGUAAAGACCUGGAAGAUACUUUCCCCAUCGAUCGUAACCAUUCCGAUUUAGUGAAAUUUGGGAAUCAAGAAUGUGAAUACUACAAGAUUGUUAAGAAAAGGAUAGACGACUUGGUCAAAGAUGUGCAAGAAGGACAAUGGGUCUCACUUGAAAGUACGAUACAUGUCUCAGUCAGCAGGAGUGGCUUCCGCAAAUUUAUCCAGGAACAUUUCUUGAAGGUGAAGCGUCAGGAGAUUUUGUGCUGGCUUUUGACAAUAGAGUUUAAAGAUCACCAUUCUUUCAAUCGCGAACGUCGUCAGCCAGGAAGUGGUAGCUGGCUCUUGGAAAAUGAUAUGUGGAAAAAGUGGGCUAAAGAGGAUGAAUCGUCAAUCCUUUGGCUGCGCGGUGAUGCUGGAUCCGGCAAAACCAUGUUGGCAUCCUACGUGAUCGACACCUUAAAGGUCGAAGCUGAGAGCAACGAUCACAUCCUUGCUUACUUUUACUGUGACUACAAGGAGCCGCGGCGCAGAGAACCAGUUCCAAUCCUUAAUACUAUCCUUAAACAGUUUUGCCUCAAGGUACCACCAAACCAAAACAAGAUACCGAAACCCAUCCUGGAUGAAUACAGGAAAAGAGAAAAUCAAGGUCACGUUUCUGGUGCUCUUAAUCUCAAUGAAUGUAAAGAUUUACUUCUCGCAUUAUCGAACUAUUACCUAAAAACCACUAUCAUCAUUGAUGCGCUGGACGAGUGUUAUUACAACACCCGAGGUGGCCUGCUCAAUACCUUGAAAUUCAUUGUGUCUAUGUCUCGGAGCAAAGUGAAGAUAUUUAUCGCCAGUCGAUAUCACGAUGAUAUUGAGAGAGCCUUCAGUGGAACAAUACAUUACUACCUCUGUGCAGAGGACAAUAAAAAAGACAUUGAGAGCUUCAUCGAGGAAGAAAUCGAUCGCCGCUGUGAGCCUGGAAAGCUCAGGGAUACUGAUCUGCCUUUACUUCUGGGUAAAGUCGUAACUCCAGAGCUUAGGAAGGAGGUUAUUUCCACCCUAAAGUCUAGGUCAUGCGGAAUGUUCCUGUGGGCGCAACUACAGAUCGUAGCCCUGUGCAAAGAAAGAACGUAUAAUGGUGUUAGAAAGGCUCUGCAAGAGCUUCCGGAAACAUUGACCGAGACAUACAAUCGCAUGCUUCAUCCGGACUACAGUGUGCAUUCCGAUCGAGAUCGUCUUCAGCGACAGCACAUUCUCAGAUUCUUAAUGAGCGUCCACACAAAGUGUUCAGCGCAAUUACUUGUUCAGAGUCUUGCCAUCCAGUUCGGGGGAGAGGAACUUGAUGAGGAUUUACUAUGUCUGGAACGAUCAGACAUCUUGGCGAUCUGCCAGAACUUUGUUGUUUACAACAAUGCGCUGAAGACCAUGGAGUUCGCUCAUUUCUCUGUGAAAGAGUUUUUGCUGAGAGUAGAAGGGUUUGACGAUCGUGCCUGCUACAACAUGAUGGCCGCAAUUUGUCUAACCGCAUUACUCUUCCACAAUCAGAACAAAUUGAUGCAGGAAAUUGUGCAUUAUGCCACUCUGAACUGGAGCAUUUAUUUAACGCGCGCCGAUUGUUUAUCCCGAGUACUUUCCAAGAUGUGGAAACAGUUCCUCACUGAUUCCGUUCAAUACAGAGACUGGCUCCUCAAAAUCGGAAUUCAUACCUCCUGCAUUCAGGGUCCCGGAAGUCAGGUGCUAUCACCCUUUUGGGUAGCGUGCUACUAUAACCUCGUGGAUAUAGCUAGGGCUAUGCUUGAAAAUGGGGUUGAUGUCAAUGAGGUGAGCAGAGACGGCCAAACGCCACUUAUCAGUGCUGCAGAAAGUAACAAUACAAAUGUCGUCAAGUUGCUGCUGCAAUGUGAAAAGGUCGAUGUCAAUCUGAUGGGCAGAAACGGCCAAACACCACUUCAUAGCGCUGUACAAAGAGGUAGUACAGAAGUCGUCAAGUUGAUGUUAGCAUGUGACAAGGUCGAUGUCAAUCGGGUGGGCAGAGACGGCCGAACACCACUUCAUUGGGCUGUAGAAAGAGGUGGUACAGAGGUGGUCAGCUUGAUGUUAGCAUGUGACAAGGUCGAUGUCAAUCAUGUGGGCAGACACGGCCGAACACCACUUCAUAGCGCUGUACAAAGAGGUAGUACAGAAGUCGUCAAGUUGAUGUUAGCAUGUGACAAGGUCGAUGUCAAUCGGGUGGGCAGAGACGGCCGAACACCACUUCAUUGGGCUGUAGAAAGAGGUGAUACAGAGGUGGUCAGCUUGAUGUUAGCAUGUGACAAGGUCGAUGUCAAUCAUGUGGGCAGACACGGCCGAACACCACUUCAUAGGGCUGUAGAAAGAGGUGAUACAGAGGUGGUCAGGUUGAUGUUAGCAUGUGACAAGGUCGAUGUCAAUCAUGUGGGCAGAGACGGCCGAACACCACUUCAUAGGGCUGUAGAAAGAGGUGGUACAGAGAUGGUCAGGUUGAUGUUAGCAUGUGACAAGGUCGAUGUCAAUCGGGUGGGCAGUGACGGCCAAACGCCACUUAUCAGUGCUGCAGAAAGUAACAAUACAAAUGUCGUCAAGUUGCUGCUGCAAUGUGAAAAGGUCGAUGUCAAUCUGAUGGGCAGAAACGGCCAAACACCACUUCAUAGGGCUGUACAAAGAGGUAGUACAGAAGUCGUCAAGUUGAUGUUAUGGUGUGAGAAGGUCGAUGUCAAUCAUGUGGGCAGAGACGGCCGAACGAUAUUGACAUGGGCUGUAUCGCGCGACGAUAGAACUCUUGUCGACUUGUUGUUAGCAUGUGACAGGGUCGAUGUGAACUGCAAGGACCAUCACGGCGUGGCCCCUCUUUCUUUGGCUUUACGGACAGGCUCUACAGCAAUGAUAAAGCUAUUGUGUCAGUCGGAUAGGCUCGAUGUCAAUGCUAAUGACAAAGACGGCCAAAGAGCACUUUCAUUCGCCAUAGACAGAUGCGAUAUCAACCUCAUGAAGCUCCUCCUAGGAUUUGCCAACGUUGAUGUGAACUACAGGGUCAAUGGCGGACAAACACCACUUUUACUCGCCAUAAUGUGUGACUUAUGGUGCCGCUGUGGCCCUGUGAGGUGCACGGUAGCGUUAUCUAGGGGAUCGACAAAUGCACCAAGUGUGCGCCGACACCCUGCCGUAGAGCGUCUAGUCAGGGAAGCUACCAUUCAUCAAUACCCGCGCUACCUCCCCUUCUGGCCAGAGACGAAUUAUCCCAGGGAUGACAAUGAACAUAGACAUAGAGAGAUAUUAAACCUUCUGUUGAUGUUUGACGGAAUUGAUGUAAAUAUGGGGGACUCAAGUGGCCAGACACCUCUCAUAUACGCGGCAAGCAAACCAAACGGAUUAGGAAUUAUGAAGUUGCUACUACAGAGUAACAGGAUUAAUGUGAACUGCCAGGAUCACUGUGGCCUGACACCUCUAUUACACGCAGUCAAGAAAGGUCACACUGAAUCGGUUAAGCUUUUGUUAUCGCGUCAAGACAUCGAUCCAAACAUCGCGGACGUAUCACACCCGGGACCCCUGAGGCCAAACUCCGAUGUUGUAUCCUAA
This is a messenger RNA of Morchella sextelata, 4611 nucleotides long. RefSeq lists its product as uncharacterized. Gene Ontology annotation, molecular function: protein binding. The transcript is spliced from 10 exons. The record is from RefSeq and is a predicted model, not a curated record. NCBI's taxonomy places the organism in Eukaryota, Fungi, Ascomycota, Pezizomycetes, Pezizales, Morchellaceae. The coding region runs from base 1 to 4611 and encodes 1536 amino acids.